AUGAAUGACUUUCUGGAGAGCCCCUGCCCAGGAUCCAAGUCCAGCUCUCGCCAUGGCCUGUAUGGCAGCCUGACAAACGUGUGGGAAGAUGAUACACUCGAUACCCUCGAAUAUACUGCUGCUAUCAACUUUCCACCACAACCGCGAACCACAUCACUGGCCAAAGCGAAGCCGCGACGACUUCCAAAAACGACAUCUUUCUCGAUUCAAGAAGACGGCAAAUCGAACACGACUAGCGGUACCACGAUAUCAACAAGGCAAACUGGGCUGAAACGGAAGCCACAGGAUAGAAGUUCAUCGAAUCUCGCUCAACCGGCCCAACGUUUCCAGCGACCGCGCAUUAGUUCGUCAGAAGUACAAAAUAAUGCUUCUCUGCAAGCUAAACGAGUGAUUGAUACAAGCACGAAGCCGGAUGUUUUGGAAGAGAACCUACAACCAGAUAAUAUGGCACUCCGGAAUUACAAGUCCUCCGCAAGCGAUAGCUUGAAGAAGGACGUUCGACGCCGUACGGUGUACAUUCCGACGGAAGACACGACUGUGCCAACUGUUUUUAUGAGUCUGUUCAGCCCAGUCAAAUCGGCGGACGCAAACAUCAUCGGAUCGAGUUCGAUAGAUGAGACAGUACCUCUGUACAGCUUGGAGGCACGUAUUGCGGCGAAGAAACAAUCGCGAAAGUCUACAAUGGAAAAGCCUGGACGGACACCGCUGCAAUCCAGCAGAAAAGUUACUCAACAAAGUACAACAGUCAGGGAUGUCAUGGGAAAGAACGGAGGAAAGGAGAACAUUCCGCCGGGUUGCUUCAAGGACAAGAGCAAGGAACUUCAAGUUAAAGAAUUGAUUUCCCGAUCAGAUGCAAAAUUAAGGGAACCUUUGAAGAUGAAAUCGAAAGCUUUGCAGAACAUCAAAGCGAAUACUGCUCAGUCAAAACGCAAAGAGCCAGUUCUCAAGCCUAUGGGCCAAAAAUCGUCAGCGGUUCUGUUAGUAGAGACCAAAUCAAAGGUCGCUGUCUCUUCUUCGUCUAAAAAAUCCGACAUCGGACGUACCAGUAUCAAAAAUCGUUCCGUCCUUGAAUCACGGCUCUCGAAGGAAUCGCUGGUGACAGAAACUCGUUCAAUUCGACCUCCCCAGCUUGGUCUGCCCCAGAUUCACCCUAUGAACAUUGAUCAACAAUAUCCUGUUCUCAAUAACGACAUCUUAAAUCCAGCGAUGUACGAAGACGACUGGCUUUCGCAUCAAGAAGUCAUCAUAACCCAACUCGUAAAUGGCCUAUUCGACUCUGUUGGGGGAAAGCUGCACCCACAGGACCCGGAAUCACUUCGACAUGAGCUUCUUCACAUCUAUCAAAGCGACGCGUUCCUUUUACUUUAUAGGCGUCUCCAAGCUUCGAUACUUUAUGGUUCUUUGGCGCCGUCCAAGGACAUAUUAGACCGGGGCAGUCGUCUUCCCCAUGAUCUGGGCAUGAAAAGGUCAUUCUUAGAUUUCUGGUCCGAGACUUACGACUUGGACGCUUUGAAGGCGGCAGCAGAAAUUGUAGUCGGACGGCAACUAACUCAUCAGUCAGUCCGAAUAAGUAGUGGACCACAAGCCCCAUCACUGAAGCAGCAAAAAGCAUUGAAACGCGCAAUAGAGGCAUUCUUGGAUAUAUUCCUUAUCCGAAAUAUGGACAAGGAGGAGCAUGGAGAUACUCGAGAGGAUGACGUCGGAGGUCCUUACCAACGUACCAUUCUCCGGAGCAUUAUGAUGAUAAUCCUUCUAGACAGGGCCCGAAUGAAACCAGGAAACUCAUUACCGCGGAGGUUGUUCAUCGACUCCUCUACGCACAAAUCUUCAUCGGCGGCAUUGCAGGCACUGGCUAACUUGUUGCUCCCUUCAAUGGGAGAUAUCAAUCGACAAGUCAAUCAUUUGAACUGCAAUUUACUCUACAAACAACAUCAAUUGCAGGAUUACGACUUUCACAUCCAGAAUCUAGCUGUGGAUUUGCGUGAUGGAAUUCUUUUGACGAGGCUCGUCGAGAUUCUGUCAUAUCAAAUGUCCUCACCUUCUCAUAGAGGAAGAAAGAGCUCAGACACUACGAUCAUAGAUGAAACAUUAUUGUUAGGGAAUGGAACCACAGAGUGGCCACUCUCUCAGACUCUAAAGGUUCCCUGUAUCAGCAGAGCGGCAAAGGUUUUCAACGUUCAAAUAGCGCUUGACGCUCUUAAGGGGGUUGUUGGCACCGACGCGAUGGUGAAAGACAUCAACGCGGAGCAUAUAGUCGACGGAUACCGCGAGAAGACAAUGGCCUUGCUGUGGGUAUUGGUUGGAAAAUGGGGCUUGGGAGGUAUGCUAGACUGGAACGAUGUGAGGAGUGAAAUUGUGCGUCUGCAAAAGAAGCUUGUUCUUGGCCAAGACCAUCAAAGCUGCAAUGUGAUCAAAAUGUACGACCUUGAGCUUGUAUCACAUGAGGACUUGCUUAUCGAAUGGGCUUCGAGUCUCGCGCGGCUGAAAGGAUUGCAGCUUGGCAACCUCACGACUAGCUUUGCGGAUGGCAAAAUAUUUGAAAGCAUUGUGGAUGAGUAUGAAGUCUAUUUUCUGAAAGGAACGGAGUCUUCAAAAAAACAGCCUGGAGCCCAGCAAGGAUUGCAAUCACGCCUGCAAGCCCUGGGCUGUAGUUCUCAGUUUGCAUCUCUUGUGGCCGGAUCGACUUCCGCAUCUCGCAUAUUUGAUCGAGAUUUCGUGCUAGGGGCUCUGACGUUCCUAUGUUCUCGGCUCCUGUCGUCAACGAAACGUAUUCGUGCGGCUAGUGUCAUCCAGAAAGCAUGGCGGCGUAUGACAGCCGAGAAAGAUACAAGGCGUCGUGUGCUCGCCAAAGAGAUUGCCGAGCAGUGUGCAGUUGUUGCUUGCGCGCGUGACCGUCUGCUAUGGGCAAAGCGCGUUAUUGUCAAAUGGUGGAGAGAGCAAAAAUUAAAGAAAACCAAACAUAUUGCUACCAAGAGCAAAAAGUCGACCAAAUCAAAAUCAACUCGCCGAAUGAGGCUCUAA
Talaromyces amestolkiae is the source of this 3021-nucleotide messenger RNA. RefSeq lists its product as uncharacterized. Gene Ontology annotation, biological process: spindle organization; mitotic cell cycle; establishment of meiotic spindle localization. The transcript is spliced from 2 exons. Gene Ontology annotation, molecular function: protein binding. The record is from RefSeq and is a predicted model, not a curated record. Gene Ontology annotation, cellular component: spindle pole. Bases 1 to 3021 code for a protein of 1006 amino acids. NCBI's taxonomy places the organism in Eukaryota, Fungi, Ascomycota, Eurotiomycetes, Eurotiales, Trichocomaceae.